Messenger RNA from Symbiodinium natans, 1059 nucleotides. NCBI's taxonomy places the organism in Eukaryota, Dinophyceae, Suessiales, Symbiodiniaceae. The record is from the annotation of a GenBank genome assembly.
AUGAGCCGGCCGCUGUUCUUGGCGUGUCGGCCAGAGCCUAGGACCGGCGCUUUGAACAGUGUUAGAGGUGUUCCCGAGCAGCUUCAGGCGAGCAACGCAGACGGCGCGGGCUUUGCUUGGAGCGGGGGCCGUGCAGUUUCCAAGGCUGAUGGCACUUUGGGCCGUGGUGAGGCCGAAGACAGUGAAGAGGUCAAGGCGAAAAGGGCGGGUGAAGGCUCGCUGACACUAGCAUUUUUGAGAAUGUGCCCCUUGCUGCAGGUUUCGCGAAACAAGCCAGCGGAUGAGGCUGCCUCAGCACAGACUGCUGACCCGGUUGAAGAUGCCAAGCAGGCUAUUGUGGCCUUUGCCCAGGACGAGCAGCUGCAGAAGACGGUUCAGGAGACAGAGGAGAUCAAGGAGGAGGUGCUCCGGCUCGAGACAGUUGUUUGUUUGAUGUGGGUUGAUGCCUUCAGCACGUCUCAAAGCCGGUGUUUUCUAGCAUUCGUGGCGUGGUUGUGGUUUUUACAGGACGAAGGCUUCGACGAAUCCACCGAGCAGGACACUUUUUCAAAGAAAUGUUUCGACAUGGCUGUGAAGAAAUGGGACGGAGCCCAGAAGGAUCUGGACGGAGCCCGGGAAGAUCGGGACUUUGCGCGCCAAAGGCUUCGAGAAGCCGUGCAGAACGGCAACGAAAAGGAGCGCAAGGAGGCCAAGGAGGCGUUCAAAGAGGCCGAGGAGGCGUUCGAAAAGGCCGAGUCGAAGGUUGAAAUGGCCAAGGAGGAGGCCGAAAAGGCCAAUGAGGAGCUCGAGAAAGCCAAAUCAACAGCACCCCUUCAGGCCGGCGGUGCUUUUGCGCUUCUGCGUGUGCAGUUCGUGCAGUCCACCAUUGUUGGUUUUUGGGGUCAUGCUCUCCUCCCAGCAAGGAUUCCGCUCGUCGCUAAGCUUCACUGUGUUGGCUUGCAGCACUUCGGGGAGCGGGAGGGGCUUUCGGAGCAGAGGGCUCUUGGCUGCUUCAGGUUCAUGCAAAUCUGGUUGCUCUUCGUGUUUUGCCGAUGCUUCAGAACGGGGUGUCAGUCCUAG